UUUGGAAUUUGAUAAAAACUGAUUGAAUUGUGCGUUGUCGAAUGAAUUCCUUUUUGUUUUCUCUUGGGUUGUUUUUGAAAUUUAGUGAAGCCGAGUGGGAGGCCCGUUUGGGUUCAAUACUGAGGCGUUAUAAAUCUUUGUGGGUGUUUGGGACAUGGGUUUUCUUCUUUUUCUGUUUGGAUUGAGGGCCGCCUAUUAGUUUCUCUUUGUUUUGUUCUAAGUGGAUUUGGAAUCGUAGGCUUGGUUGUCGUCCUUUGGAAAAAGGUGGGCUUGCGGUGCAAGUACUACUAACGCCUGUGUUUGGCAUAAGUUUGUGCUGCAAAUUAGCCUUUGUCUUGGAUAAAGAUAUUCCUAUUACAACUUGUUCUGAAGUUUUCUGUUGGAAACCUCAUACUUUGAAGUCCACCUCUUUGUUUGGGGAUCAAUUGAACUUUAAAUUCGGAACCCAUUCUAUGGUGUGAGCUUUGUUGAUGAGGAAACCAUUUUCAGAAAUGCGAAAAAGAAAAAAAUUUGGUGAAAUUAAGCUGCUACUCUACUGAACUUGAAUUAGGAUGUGCUGAACUUUGUGUGAUGUUGUCUUAGUCAUUGAACUUUAUGCCAUUCCAGUGUUGUUCAAAUCCCGAAAAAGAUAAAAGAAAAGAAAACAUGUUGUGAGGAGACACAUCCAGUCUUCUUGAAGCCUGACAAAGAGAUUAAACUUUGGAGUCAUAAUCCAAAAGAAAAGGGAAACAAAUUUGGAAUUUGGAAGCUGAGGGAGAAACUAAGAUGAAGAGUUGCAGGAAAUAUGAAUUAGUAUGUUGACCGAAAGGAUGUGAACUUCUGAUAGAAUAGGUCUUAAUAUGAAUGUAGAUGCAAAGACAUUGAUAAAAACAUGGCAAAUUAUAACUUGGAGUCUCUUUUAUUCUAGUAAAGGUUUAGUGACACUAUAAUAUGAAGACCAUUUUUUAGCAGGUGUGUGGAAUUUCAGGGUCUUACUCCUUGUCAUUCUUUCAAUCAACAAAACUGAAAACACGUUCAGAAGUGAUUUCUUUUGCUUUUGAUGCUAGAUUGAAACAAUUAUGCCUGUUUUCAUACCAAAAAUUUUUGGUAACUCCAUACAUCUUCUAUAGAGUUCCAUGGCUAAGUGGAUUCUUUAUUAGAGAUGGUUUAGAGCCUCAUACUUCUAAAAGGAAGUGCAACAAAGUGAUGGAAUAACUCAAUAAAACCUCUUGUACUUUAAAUAGGACAAAUCUGGAUUACAAUUUUGUUGUGCAGUUUGCUGUUGUCUUACAGCCAGAAGAGUAGUGGACUGUAAUAGACAGAUGGGUGUCCGAGCCCGAAACGGUAAUGAUCGCUUCAGGACAAUUUGGACACCAGAAAUGGAUCGGUAUUUUAUUGACCUCAUGUUAGAGCAAGUCAACAAGGGGAAUAGGAUAGAUGAUCAUUUAUUCAGCAAACGAGCAUGGAAGCAAAUGACAGCAUUGUUCAAUGCAAAAUUCAAUUUUCAAUAUGAGAAAGAUGUCCUGAAAAAUCGUCACAAAACACUGAGGAACCUUUACAAGGCUAUAAAGAAUCUCCUUUGUCAGAGGGGGUUUAGCUGGGAUGAACAGCGACAAAUGGUGACUGCUGAUAAUAAUGUCUGGGAUGAAUAUAUCAAGGGACACCCAGAUGCAAGGUCAUAUAGAAUAAAAACUAUCCCAUAUUACAAUGACUUGUGUUUUAUAUAUAGAAAUGCAACCCCUGAGCAAAAGGGUAAUCAUUUUGGCCAUGAUGGCAACCUUGACAAUAGCAUAUCAGGAUCAAAGACGAGUGGGAUAUCCCCUGUUACGUCUGUUGAUGAUGGGGAACCAACUGACAUUAUUCACGAGUCAUCACAUUCAGGUGGGAACAAGAUAGUAACCGCCACUCAGCCAAUGAGCCUGGGUGAGGUGGCUGUGGAGGCUCUCCAUGACAUCAUGAUCAAUGAAGAGUAUGACAUCUCUUUGUCAAAAGAAACUGUGGAUGAAAAACCUCAAGCUCCACCAGGUGAAACAGGCCCCAGCAUGAGUCAUCGUACAAGGACUUAUUGGCAACCACCCAUGGACCGUUAUUUCAUUGACCUCAUGCUAGAUCAAGUGCAGAAAGGGAACCAGGUUGAUGGUGUAUUCCGAAAACAAGCAUGGAUGGAGAUGAUUGCGUCGUUUAAUGCUAAAUUUGGCUUUAAGUAUGAUAUGGAUGUUUUGAAAAACCGAUUCAAAACUCUGAGAAGGCAAUAUAAUGUCAUUCGGAGCCUCCUUGACUUGAAUGGGUUUGUCUGGGAUGACACAAGACAAAUGGUGACUGCUGAUGAUUGCGUCUGGCAGGAUUAUAUCAAGACACAUACUAACGCACGCCAGUACAUGACCCGGCCUGUGCCAUACUACCAAGAUUUGUGCGUGAUAUGCAGAGAACUUAGCGUUGAUGGAAGAGACACCGAUUUGGGUUACGACGAACCAGAUGACACUCCAGAAGUCAAGUUUCAAGGAGUUUUGAAGAUUUCAGAGUCUCCAGCUGCAUCAUUUUCCAGUGAAGAGCAGCUGGGUGAGUUGAAGGAGUCAUCACAUUCUGGGUUAAGAAGGAACAAGCGACAAUUAGUAAAUCCAUCGAAUUCUGCAACCCCAAAAAGAAUUCGAAAAAAAGAUGGGAACAUGGCUAGCGCUCUUAGGGAGAUGGUGACUGCAGUUUCUUCUAUAUCAGAAAAGAACAAGGAUGACGAGACCUCGGGUUCCAUCUCAAUAGAGAGUGUGAUUGAAGCAGUCCAAGCCUUACCAGACAUGGAUGAGGAACUUGUUUUGGAUGCCUGUGAUUUCUUGGAAGAUGAAAAGAAGGCAAAAACAUUUCUGGCUUUGGACGUGAAACUGAGAAAGAAGUGGUUGAUAAGGAAGCUCCGUCCACAGCAGUUAUAGGGUGACAUUACAUUCUUUCAUGUACAUUGGGCAUUCUGCAUUCGAAUAGGCUUUCUACCGCUUUUCUUAUUAACCACACUCUGUAUGGACUUAAAACUGAUUUAAUAAUCAGGUUAACUCCAUACCACCUGUCCAUUAUCCUCUGUUUAUUGAACAUUUAUUUUGAAAAGCAUGGUUAGAACUCAUAAAUGCGAUGUACAAUUCAUCAGCUUGGCUUUUAUAGUGGAAAUGUUUCUAUUUGAAGUGCUUUGA
Vitis riparia (riverbank grape) is the source of this 3155-nucleotide messenger RNA. Its product is annotated as L10-interacting MYB domain-containing protein. Lineage: Eukaryota; Viridiplantae; Streptophyta; Magnoliopsida; Vitales; Vitaceae. The transcript has 4 exons. The record is from RefSeq and is a predicted model, not a curated record. The coding region runs from base 1302 to 2903 and encodes 533 amino acids.